This is a messenger RNA of Exaiptasia diaphana, 1422 nucleotides long. RefSeq lists its product as uncharacterized. Lineage: Eukaryota; Metazoa; Cnidaria; Anthozoa; Actiniaria; Aiptasiidae. Gene Ontology annotation, cellular component: extracellular region. Gene Ontology annotation, molecular function: cytokine activity. The transcript has 2 exons. The coding region runs from base 482 to 1018 and encodes 178 amino acids. The record is from RefSeq and is a predicted model, not a curated record.
UAAAAAUAUCACUAGUAGACGCAGAGGAUUCAUUUAUUUUUAGUAAUUAUGCCUGCRUACAAAGAAAUUCUAAMCAUAGUUUAUAAUUAGCAUUUCAUGGUUUGAUUGCUUACAAUUAUCGUAUUUUCGUACUUUAUAAAAAGCGUCAAAAUAAACCAAGUGUGUUGGUUUUCAGAUUUGUAAUAUCUGGAUCUUGUAGCAUAAAGAAUGUUUCAAUCUCGAGUCAUCGUUUUGAUAAUAUGAGAAUUUUGAUGUUUUUUUAACCGUUAAAAAGCAUAUCUAGUACAGGGAAGUAAAAUGUUCAUUAUCGCUUAAAAUGUAAGGGGAUUCCCCGUUUAUAUAUUUUGACGUCAUUUCUUUCAUCUGUGUACGAUCUGCAGUUUCGUCUCUGUGAGAUGGAACGGGGAUACAUGGAUCGUGUAACGCCURUGAGUUUUCAUACUAUAAGCAACUUUGUUAUGAAGUUAGGUAAUAUAAAAGGAUGACUUUCAUAGCUGAGAUUAAAUUACAUUUCGACGUUAUUGGAUGUCAACUAGAUGCCAAGAAGUGGGCAGGAUCAGAAAGAAACAUGAGAAGCAUGAUACAACUUUGGAUUCUACUAUUCUCWCUCUUGUUCCACACUCAGCAAUCCUCAAGCACCCGCUCAAAAGCAAUGAAUUCAUUGUCACAAUGUUUGCAGAUGCCCAAAACUACCAACCAUCCGAGACAAAUACUAAAAUACAUCCUGCAGAACAACCUUAUUACUGUAGGCCCAGCACUACCUACAGCAAUGCCUACAAGAAUUGUCCGACGAUCCUUGCCACAGGAAACCCACUGCCCAUUCACGUUCGAAGAAGAUGAGAAGGGAAAYAGGAUACCAAGAACCCUUGUGUAUGCGGUCUGCAAGACGAAAAAGUGUAAAAGCCCGCUGGCAUGUCAACCAGUGUUUUACAGUCAGAUGGUUUUGGAGAAAAAGUGUGAUGGAGUAUGGGAAAUGAAGCAAAAGAGACUCCCCGUGGCCUAUGUGGGAGUUUAUUAAGGCUUAAAAUUAGUCUUAGAGAUAGGCUCCUACGCAGACGAUCGUCRUGGAGUAAAAUUUUAGGUCGCGUUAGCCUUCGUAGUAUGUGUUUCUAGCGAGAAGAAUUGGAAAGAAUGAGGCUUUUCUGGUCGCAUCCUUUCGCACUCACCUCGCAAGGAACGCCUGCUUUACAGACUAUAUAGAGAUGCGUCUGCAUAGGAGACUAAGAUCCGAUUCAAACGUUGAAUCUUACACGCGUUGAGGCAAAARCAAUUGACAUGAUAAUAAUUAGGAACAAGAACCAAAUGUUCAAAAUAAAACCUUUUCUUGGUUUAUUAUAUAAAAAGAAGAAACAUUGAGCUAUCGUUUCAGAUAUGCAUGCAUUGUAAUUUAAAGAAACAUUUGUUAUUAAACUCAUUGUUAAU